UAGUAAUAUUAGGGGCCUCGGCUUAUAUUUGGGUCGGCUCAUAUUAGAGUAUAUACGGUAAACAGAAAUCAAACGUAUGUACUGGAAAUGAAAGAAAAUGUUAAACAAAGUAUAGUAAACUUUAACACAUUUUUCAACACCAUCCACCUCCAAAAUAUGGAAUUAAAAUGCUGUCCACAAAAUUGUAGUAAAAACUGAAAAACCUGCCAAAAAACUGCCACAUUGUCAAAAAAAUAGGGACAAGGGAUGACAUCUAUUUGAAAUGUUUUUUUGCCUGUCCACUUUCUAAAGUAAAAAUAAAUAAUGGGACAACCCCUUUAAAUCCAAAAAUAGUUUUGUACUCGAAGGGUUAAUAAAUCAAGUGCUGUGUCCUAGGUUGCUAGGAUUGUUUAAUCCAAUGGUUGAGGUCACAUGGAUCCUGGUGACCAUUAUACAGCAGUCUCUGUCAUGAAUCACUACUUUUAUAUAUAGAGCCAGUGCUGUCUGGAAAUGUUAGCUCUCAUGUGCCUAUGGUGUUUACAGGGGAUUGUUCCUGAAUAGGUGCACUCUUUGUAACACCAGAUAUUAUGUUGUGUGCUUGUGGCUUAAUGUUGGGUGCAGUCACCUCUAUUUGGAAGAAGGAUCACGUGCUGGAUGGGAACAUUAGGAGCAGCAAGCAUAAUCCAUAAAUCUACCACUACUUUCAAGAUGGCCAAGGACAAGAUGAAUGGCAGCCUGCACUUGCUAGAUCUGCCUUGGGAAGAUGUGCUUGUUCCUCAUAUCCUUUCCUAUUUACCCUUGAGGCACAUCAUAAGUUUGCAGAGAGUCAGUAAAGCGUUCCAGUCUUUAGUUCAGCUAUAUCUGGCCAAUUGCCGCAGCUUUGAUUCCACCCAGCUUGGCUCACAGUUGCCCAAAAGUGCUUUUUCCUCCAUGCUAAGACACAAUUCAGUAUUACAAAGGCUGGAUCUACGAAGUUGUUCUGAUUGGCUAACAGAUAUAGAGCUACUUCCAGUCAUUGGGCAGAACCAUCAUCUCCUUCAUAUCAAUCUGAACAGCUGUGUGCAGCUGAGCCGUCAGUCCUUGGUGGCCAUUUCACUCAGCUGUCCCCUCUUACGGAAUAUCUGCCUGGGUCACUGUGAAUGGUUAGACUGUCUUUCCCUCCGCAGCCUGGCAGAUCACUGUAAACAUUUGGAGGCUGUUGACCUGACAGCUUGUCGUCAGGUGAAGGAUGACGCAGUAUGUUACUUGGUACAGAAAAGCAAGAAAAUCAAAUCUCUCUCACUAGCUGUUAAUGCAAACAUUAGUGAUACCGCAGUGGAAGAGACUGCUAAAAAUUGCCGAGAUUUAGAGCACCUUGACUUGACUGGAUGUCUGCGUGUCAAGAAUGAAUCUAUUAGGACUCUUGCCGAGUACUGUGCCAAGCUGAAAUCCCUCAAAGUAAAGCAUUGCCAUAAUGUGACAGAAUCAAGUCUAGGAAUCUUGAGGAAGAGAGACGUUAUUUUGGACGUGGAGCCUCCCUUACAAAGAGCAUUGGUUCUCUUGCAGGACGUUGUUGGAUUUGCACCAUUUAUUAAUCUUCAAAUAUAGCAAUAUUCCUAGAGCAAGGCCACAUAUUUUCUAAUUACCACCACUGCCAAAACCCCAGAAGACUCCUAACACUACCAUACUGGCACACAAUCUGCAGCCAGACUUUACAGCAGCAGUAAACAUUUUAAAAGGUGCCAUGAGGACGGAGAACAUUACUUUGUGGCUGGAGGCAGCUGAGAUUUACUGCCAUAAUUCAACAGGAGGUUGAUGGUGAUUAUUAGCACAUCAAGAUCUUUGAUUUGUUGACCUUUUACAGAGCAAGGAACAGCAGACUGCCCCGCCGGUGACACCACGGAUGGUUUUAUUUAUUACUGCAGAGCAAGAUAAGACAUAUUUACACAGUAUCAUUCACUUCAGCUAACUUCAUGCAGCGAGUGAAGCGUGGCCCAGCGGCAGACUAGACUAUGGGGAUAUAUUAUGAAUAUGGAUAGACAGUUUGGUGGAAUUGUUUCGUGAUAUGAUUAAUAUUAAAUACAAGUUAUAAAAUGAAAAGGAUUGUGUGAAGCCCAAGUAUGAUUUGUGUGCAUUAUAACUUAUUACA
Molecule: messenger RNA, 2107 nt
Organism: Hyla sarda
Lineage: Eukaryota; Metazoa; Chordata; Amphibia; Anura; Hylidae
Gene: FBXL15
Product: F-box and leucine rich repeat protein 15
Exons: 5
Coding region: 634-1566 (310 amino acids)
Biological process (GO): SCF-dependent proteasomal ubiquitin-dependent protein catabolic process
Cellular component (GO): SCF ubiquitin ligase complex
Molecular function (GO): protein binding
Source: RefSeq, a predicted model, not a curated record